Helicoverpa zea (corn earworm) is the source of this 850-nucleotide messenger RNA. RefSeq names its product trypsin, alkaline B-like. The record is from RefSeq and is a predicted model, not a curated record. The coding region runs from base 7 to 822 and encodes 271 amino acids. Gene Ontology annotation, biological process: proteolysis. The transcript is spliced from 4 exons. NCBI's taxonomy places the organism in Eukaryota, Metazoa, Arthropoda, Insecta, Lepidoptera, Noctuidae. Gene Ontology annotation, molecular function: serine-type endopeptidase activity.
AUAUAAAUGUCAUGUAUCAAGAGUACUUACACAGUUUAUCAGUCAGCAGUAACAGACAAUAUGCGGCUUCUAGUGGUCUUCGCUCUUUGCAUCGCUGCCGUUGCAGCAACGGGAAAUAGAAUUGUUGGUGGCACGGUGACCACUAUUGACCGUUACCCCACCAUAGCCGCUAUGCUGUACGCCCCGAACGCAGUGACAUUCUGGCAGAGCUGUGGUGGUACCAUCCUCAACAACCGAGCUUUGCUCACCGCUGCGCACUGUACCCACAAUCGUGGAGCAGUCAACAGAUUCCGUAUCCGCGUUGGCUCCACCUGGGCUAACAGCGGUGGAGUUGUCCACAACGUUAAUCAGAACAUUAUCCACCCACAAUUCGACAGCAGAACCUUAAACAACGACAUUGCCAUCCUGCGCUCCACUACUACCUUCUCUUUCAAUAACAAUGUUCGCCCCGGUUCCAUCGCUGGAGCCAACUAUAAUCCCGCUGAUAACCAGGCUGUCUGGGCUGCUGGCUGGGGUGACACUUUCUCUGGUUCAAACCAGGGCUCUGAGCAGUUGCGCCACGUUCAGUUGGUCAUCAUUAACCAGAACACUUGCAGAAACAACUACGCUACCCGUCUCACUAUGGUCAACGAGAACAUGAUUUGCGCCGGCUGGCCCUCCGGUGGUCGUGACCAGUGCCAGGGAGACUCCGGCGGUCCUCUCUACCACAACGGCAUCGUUGUUGGUGUCAGCUCUUUCGGUAUUGGAUGCGGUGACGCCUUUUUCCCUGGUGUUAGCGCUCGUGUCUCCCGUUACACAUCUUGGAUCUCCUCCAACGCAUAAGAAGCUAAAAUAAAUAAUUAACGCAAAA